Molecule: messenger RNA, 894 nt
Organism: Brenthis ino (lesser marbled fritillary)
Lineage: Eukaryota; Metazoa; Arthropoda; Insecta; Lepidoptera; Nymphalidae
Source: the annotation of a GenBank genome assembly
AUGGUUCAACUAAAGCAAGUAUCGCUCCGCUUGAAAUCGGUAAAAAAUAUACAGAAAAUAACAAAAACUAUGAAGAUGGUGUCAGCAAGCAAGUUUGCAAAAGCAGAACGCGAACUGGCAUCAACUCGCCCUUUUGGUUACGGACCACAAAAAUUCUAUGAAUCUAGCCACUUGAUUGCUCCUCAAAAUAAAACAGAUGAAAAAUCAAAAGAAGUAACUCCAGAAGUAGUUGCUGAGAAAACUGAAGAAGUUAAAGAAGACAAGAAAGUUAAAAGACUAUACGUAGCCGUUACGUCAGAUAGAGGUCUUUGUGGUGGAGUACACACUGGCGUGUCGCGUCGCAUUCGACGCAACAUGACCGCUCGCAACGCUGACGCCACUGCACACAAGCUAGUAUGCAUAGGAGAUAAAUCGCGGGCCAUGCUCAGAAGAUUUUAUAGCGAGAACAUGCUUAUGAACGUGAAAGAUAUAGGACGUAUAGCCCCUGUGUUCAUGGAUGCGUCAACAAUAGCUGCAGCGAUCGUGCAGUCGGGCUACUUAUAUGAAAAAGGCGAAAUAUACUACAACAAGUACUUCAGCCCCAUCAAAUAUGAACUCACUAUUUUACCACUUUUCACCAAGGCCAAAGUUGAAGCCGCCCCAAACAUGACUGCAUUUGAUGACGUAGAAGACGACCAGCUCGAAAGCUACACAGAGUGGACAUUCGCCGCAUUACUCUUCUAUGCUCUAAAGGAAUCGGCUGCCUCAGAGCAGGCAGCUCGUAUGGCAGCCAUGGAUAAUGCCACCAAAAACGCAGAGGAUAUGAUCAGAAAAUUAACCCUAUUAUUCAACAGAACUCGCCAAGCCGUCAUCACACGAGAACUUAUUGAAAUCAUAUCUGGAGCUGCUUCUUUA